CGUCAUUGUGACGUAGAGCCGAGCGCACCUGAGCAGCGUUUGUGCUGAGAGGCGGGACGCUGAGCGGAGGUUUAAAUGACAGCCGCGCAGCGCGUGCUCCGGUGCUCGUGACCCAGGGACAGCAGGCGCGUGGAGGCUCGUGGCCUUGUUGACGGUGCAGGUUUCAUUGGUUUCUGUUCGUCAGACGCAGUUUCUCACCCCCCACAGCCUUACACGCAGCUCUGCAUUUGCAGCCAUGUUUAAGACCAGUAGCAAAGACUUGUUUCUGCCUUCACCUGAGCUACUGGACAGCAUGCAGUCUGUGGAGGAAUCUGACGGUGACUGUGGUGGAAGCGCCGUAUCGUUGGCCGAAGCCCUGCUCCCUGUGACGGAGUCCUCACCACCUCCAAUCCCCUGGGUCUGCUCAACCCGCUACAAGACGGAGCUCUGCACCACUUACUCAGAUGAUGGUUUCUGCAAGUAUGCCGAGCGCUGCCAGUUUGCCCACGGCCUCCACGAACUCCACGUUCCCUCACACCAUCCAAAGUACAAGACCGAGUUGUGUCGCAGCUACCACACAGAUGGCUACUGCUACUAUGGCAACCGUUGCCUGUUUGUCCACAGUCCCACAGAGCAACGCCCCACCCUCCGUCGUCGCAGGAACGUCCCGUGCCGCACCUUCCGUGCCUUUGGGAUUUGUCCCUUUGGAACCCGCUGUAACUUCCUGCAUGUGGAGGGUAAAGAUGAAGACGGCCGUUACGAUUUGGCCAGUGUUGGUGAAAAGACCGCAUUUGUGCAAAAGCCCAAGGGGUGGAAACCUCGGGGAGCUCUGUGCCACACCUUCAGCACCUUUGGCUUCUGCCUGUACGGAACCCGCUGUCACUUCCAGCACGGCCUCCCUAACAGGAUAAAAACCUCCAGUCAACACAAUGGGUUGCUGUCCACAUGCGCGUCACGUUUGCCUUCUGCAUCAGACUCUUCAGCCUCAUCAUCUCCUCCACCCACCACCCCAGAAGCACCAGCGCACAAUGCUUUCACCUUCUCCAGUCAGCACUUAAAUGAUCUGCUCCUGCCACUGGCCCUCCACCUGCAGAAGCUGGAGAGCACGAAGGCCCAGGAUAUCUGGGCCAACAGGAGGCUCUAAAGUGCUGCUGAACACUUUCUUUUUUCUUUUUUUAAUAUGUAAUUCCCCCCACUUUACCCCAAGGGUUUUUUUGUAUAUAUGUUCCAGUUGACUUGAGCUUGUUUCAGAAGGCCCAAGCAGGCCUUGGCAAACAUGACUAUUCAGUCAUGGAUCAGUCUGGAGUAGCUCUGGAAAGAGAAUCUUACAGGUGCAGCUAUAUGUGUAAUAUUUUUAAUUGUACAUGGCUAUAUGUCUGCCCAAAGCACUGUAAAUAAACCAUGUUGCUUUUUUUACUAA
Messenger RNA from Maylandia zebra (zebra mbuna), 1399 nucleotides. It is a transcript of the gene cth1, whose product is annotated as cysteine three histidine 1. The record is from RefSeq and is a predicted model, not a curated record. Gene Ontology annotation, molecular function: mRNA binding; metal ion binding. NCBI's taxonomy places the organism in Eukaryota, Metazoa, Chordata, Actinopteri, Cichliformes, Cichlidae.